Trematomus bernacchii (emerald rockcod) is the source of this 1134-nucleotide messenger RNA. Its product is annotated as calcium-binding protein 2-like. Bases 56 to 850 code for a protein of 264 amino acids. The transcript has 7 exons. The record is from RefSeq and is a predicted model, not a curated record. NCBI's taxonomy places the organism in Eukaryota, Metazoa, Chordata, Actinopteri, Perciformes, Nototheniidae. Gene Ontology annotation, molecular function: calcium ion binding.
GGGUGAGCGAGGUAGAGAGAGAGAGAGAGAGUGUGUGUGAGCCUGUGACACCGAGAUGUUCAUGAUCAUUCGUGAGUCGUCGUCCGCCGGAGGAGGCGGUGCAGUGAUGAGCGCGCCGCACGAGAGGAGUGCAAAACAGGUGCAAGCCUCCAUCAAGAAGAAAAUGGAGAAGCAGAAGAGGCGAUCAAGCGCGGCAGGUGCGGCUGGAGACAUUCAGACGGCUCCACCUCCUCGCCACCAGAAAACUAGCUUCCCCACGGCGGCGGCUGCUGAGGACAGCGAGACGCAAGACGAGGAGCUGGACGAGCUGAUGGAGGGGCCACAGGGCAGGGGGAGGGAGAGAGAGGAGGAGGGGGAGCCUGUGGACCUGCUGCCCAUCGUGGAAUCUGUGUUCGGGCAGGACAGAGAGCUGAGACCAGAGGAGAUUGACGAACUCCGCGAGGCCUUUGUGGAGUUUGAUAGGAACAAAAAAGGCUACAUCAGUCACAAUGACCUGGGGGAGUGUAUGAGGACGAUGGGAUACAUGCCGACAGAGAUGGAGCUCAUCGAACUGAGUCAGCAGAUUUGUGGAGGUAAAGUGGACUUCGAGGACUUUGUGGAGCUGAUGGGACCCAAGAUGCUGGCAGAGACAGCAGACAUGAUCGGAGUCAAGGAACUACGUGAUGCAUUCAAAGAGUUUGACUCUAAUGGUGACGGUCAGAUCAGUUUGAAUGAGCUCCGUGAAGCUAUGAAGAAGCUGAUGGGAGAACAAGUGACAAACAGAGAGAUCAACGAGAUCCUCCGUGACGCCGACCUCAACGGAGACGGCCUGGUGGACUUUGAGGAGUUUGUGCGAAUGAUGUCCCGCUGAGCAGAAUGCCCACAUGUCACACAAUGUACAGCCAGACAUAAUGCAACUGCUGAAUCUGCUUGUAAGACUACACAUAUAAAAUUGUAUUUUUGUAUUAAACAAAUAAGAAUACAAAAAGGCUUUGACUGCACGAAUAGUAUCCAGAGUAGAAAUAAUAUGACUAUCCACUUCUGACUAGGUGCAAUACAAAGAUAAAGCACUUUAAUAGCGUAAAACAUAUCAAGCGCUUCUUAGACAACAUUUAUGACUCUGUGUUUUUUAGCUGUUUUUUUAUAUAUCAAUGU